CCCAACACUAAUUUGGGUUUCGACCGCUCCGAGGGAUAAGAGAGUCUGGAGAAACGGGCUGUCUAUGUCGAAAUUUGAAGAUAUAAGAACACUUAGUGCUCAGCUUGACAGUGAAGAACUAAUCCUCAUCAUCCAGCAUCAACAUCAUCAUCAUCAGCUUCCUUCUUCAAUUCUUCAGCAGGCCUGACCUAGCAACGUGAUUACCACUCCGCCGCUAAUUCACUAUUCUAUAUUUUUGAGAUCUCCCUUGAUCAAUCCUAUUAACUAAUUCAAAAUGGCCACUACUAGCACUACCUCCGCUAUCCCCAUGAAGAACAACGUCGCUUACAACAGCGACUCGGAAUCAGACGGCCAAGCUCGUGGCGGUCGUCGUCCCCAGAACCAGCUCUCCCAAGCCGCCCAAGCUCUACCUAAGCUACCCACCUCGGUGGGAUUAGCCCAGCCAGCAGGCCAACUUUUGAGGGGUGCGACCGACGAGCACGGGAACCAGAAGUCCGCUGCUCUCCUAGUCGGUAUCAAGCUCGACCUGGAAGCGGAAGUCCACCUGACAGCCCGAGUCCGCGGUGACAUCUGUAUCGGUCUUUACUAAAAGCGAUGCGUAUACCUAAUAAAAGCGCGGAUUAUUGUUCUGAUUACGGAGGGAAACGCAUAGCGGUGAGAAAGUACUGUGAGAAGCGAAGCUGGAGCUGGAGCACACAAGAUACCCCAUUUUGCAAGGAUUAUUCAAGGCAUAACGAAUCAAGUCGUCCCAACACUGAUGUCUUUUACACGAGGCUGUGCGGGCUGGCUGGCCGCCGCAUAGCGAAGUUGAUAAUAAUAUC
Molecule: messenger RNA, 821 nt
Organism: Daldinia loculata
Lineage: Eukaryota; Fungi; Ascomycota; Sordariomycetes; Xylariales; Hypoxylaceae
Exons: 3
Coding region: 275-589 (104 amino acids)
Source: RefSeq, a predicted model, not a curated record